AUGAACCACCAUUGUCGCCGCCCUCUCCUUCUCCUCCUCCUCUUCUUCUUCUUCUUCCGCUUACUCUCCGCCGAUGCUCUUCCUUCACAGCUUGUUUCACUUCUUUCUCUAAAAUCAUCUCUUGUAGACCCUCUCGAUACGUUCCAUGACUGGGAGACAUCCAAACCUGGACAACAACCCGUUUGGUGUUCCUGGUCCGGUGUCAAAUGCGACCCCGAAACCUACCAGAUUAAUUCAUUGGACAUCUCUAAUCGGAAUCUUUCAGGCACGAUUCCGGCAGAAAUCGAAUACUUGACCAGCUUACGUCAUUUGAAUAUAAGUGUGAACCAAUUCGCCGGAACUCUCCCGACGGCAAUCUUCAACCUGCCUUUUCUUCAGACUCUUGAUAUCAAUCAUAACCUUUUCAGUUCAGCGUUUCCACCGGGUAUUUCCAAAUUGAAGUGUCUUUCAUACUUUGGUGCUUAUAGUAACAGCUUCACUGGGCAAUUGCCAACGGAGUUUGUUCGGUUGAGGUUUCUAGAGCACCUUAAUCUCGGUGGAAGCUACUUCGAAGGUGAAGUUCCUAAGUGUUAUGGCAGGUUUCAACGGUUAAAGUUCUUAUACCUCGCUGGAAACAAUCUCAGUGGUCAAAUUCCAGAUGAGUUAGGUCUUCUAACGUCGCUCCAGCAUUUAGAAAUUGGAUACAAUGCAUUCACAGGCAUAGUUCCGAUGAAGUUUGCUUCUUUAUCCAAUUUGUCAUUGCUCGACAUUUCUAAUGCUGGUCUUUCUGGCGAAUUUCCGAUUGCUGUUACGAACAUGACGAAGCUGAAAACAUUGCUAAUUUUCAAAAAUAAUUUUCACGGUGAAAUUCCGGCAGCUAUCGGCAAGCUGCAAUCCGUCGAGAUUCUAGAUUUGUCCAAUAACAACUUUUCAGGGAGCAUACCGGAGGAAAUUUCAUCACUCAAGAAUCUUACGCAAUUGAGUCUAAUGAACAAUAAAUUCACCGGAAUCGUUCCAGAAGGAAUUGGUGAGCUUCCGAGGCUCGAAUUUCUGUUUCUCUGGAACAAUUCUCUCACAGGAAUUCUGCCACAAAAGUUAGGGUUGAAUUCAAGGUUACAGAAACUCGACGUCUCAUCAAACUCUCUCUCCGGUCCACUUCCACCGAAUCUGUGUCAUGGCAACAAUCUAGGAAGAUUACUUCUCUUUUCAAACAAGUUUUCCGGCGCUCUUCCACCGUCUCUAGCAAAUUGCACAUCGUUGUACAGGUUUCGCAUCCAAGAUAACAGAUUCAACGGAUCAAUCCCUGCCGGCUUUGGAAGUUCGCCUAACAUUACUUACAUGGACAUGAGCGCGAACAAUUUCUCUGGACCAUUUCCGGCGGAUUUAUUCAAUGCAGUUCAGUUAGAGUUACUAAAUGUAUCGGAAAAUUCGUUCGACGAUCUGUUGCCGGAAAAUAUCUGGAGCGCUCCGAGUUUACAGAUAUUUUCGGCAAGUUAUAGUCAACUUAGAGGUAAAAUUCCCAACUUCAGGGACUGUAAAAACAUCUACAAGAUCGAAAUCGAAGGGAACGAAUUGAGCGGUAGCCUUCCUUGGGAUAUCGAUCACUGCCUGAAGUUAAUUUCACUGAACUUACGACGUAAUUCAAUUUCUGGCAUCAUACCAUGGGAAAUCUCCUCUCUUCCUUCGAUAACCGAGGUUGAUCUAUCACAUAACCUUCUUUCUGGUACCAUUCCUUCUUCUUUCGGUAAUUGCAGUACGUUAGAAGGCUUCAAUGUUUCAUAUAAUCAGCUAACCGGACCGGUGCCUUCCACGGGAAUUGCGUUUUCAAGCCUUCAUCCGUCGUCGUUCAACGGAAACGAAGGCCUCUGCGGCGGAGUCCUUCGUAAACCCUGCAGCACGGAAAAAGAAAACGAGGUAAAACCACAACAUCCAAAAAAGACCGCCGGAGCAAUCCUGUGGAUAAUGGCUGCAGCAUUUGGUAUAGGUCUCUUCAUCCUCGUCGCCGGAAUCCGGUGCUUCCGUGCAAACUACCAACGACGGUUCAUUGUGGAAGAAAAGGAAAUCGGGCCGUGGAAACUAACCGCCUUCCAACGCUUGAACUUCACGGCUGAUGACGUGGCCGAUUGUUUAUCGAUGACCGGUAAGAUCAUAGGGACAGGUUCCGCUGGAACCGUUUACAAGACAGAGAUGCCAGGUGGCGAGAUCAUAGCCGUUAAGAAGCUGCGGGUGGUUGUCCACCGUGAUCUGAAGCCAAGCAAUAUUCUAUUGGAUGGAGAGAUGGAAGCGAGGGUGGCGGAUUUUGGGGUCGCCAAGCUCAUCGAAUGCAAUGAAUCAAUGUCGGUGAUUGCAGGGUCCUAUGGCUACAUUGCCCCCGAAUAUGCAUACACUCUACAAGUUGAUGAGAAAAGUGAUAUAUACAGUUUUGGGGUCGUUUUAAUGGAAUUGAUUAGUGGUAGGAGAUCGGUGGAGUCUGAAUUUGGGGAUGGUAACAGCAUUGUGGAUUGGGUGCGGUCGAAAAUCAAGACCAAAGAAGGGACAAACGAAGUGUUGGAUCAAAAUGCAGGUGGUGCUUGUAGUCGGGUGAGAGAGGAAAUGAAGGUUAUAUUGAAGGUAGCAUUGCUAUGUACAAGUAGAAACCCGCCGGACCGGCCUUCGAUGAGAGAUGUGGUGUCGAUGCUACAAGAAGCCAAGCCGAAGAGGAAGUCGCCGGAAGAUGGUGGUAGAGUGGUGGUUAAUGGUGGUGGUAAACCUCCGGCACAAAAGUGUACCAGUUGAAUGUUAAUAGAUCUUCUUUUUCUAAGUGGUGGGGAUUGGUAUAGAAGUAUUCUUUUUUUUUUUUUCUUUUUUCUUUCUUUUUUUAAGGCUAUCAAUGAAAAAUCCAUGUGUUC
This is a messenger RNA of Cynara cardunculus var. scolymus (artichoke), 2867 nucleotides long. Its product is annotated as leucine-rich repeat receptor-like protein kinase TDR. The record is from RefSeq and is a predicted model, not a curated record. Gene Ontology annotation, molecular function: protein binding; protein kinase activity; ATP binding. The transcript is spliced from 3 exons. The coding region runs from base 1 to 2754 and encodes 917 amino acids. Gene Ontology annotation, biological process: hormone-mediated signaling pathway; protein phosphorylation. Gene Ontology annotation, cellular component: plasma membrane. Lineage: Eukaryota; Viridiplantae; Streptophyta; Magnoliopsida; Asterales; Asteraceae.